Molecule: messenger RNA, 867 nt
Organism: Limanda limanda (common dab)
Lineage: Eukaryota; Metazoa; Chordata; Actinopteri; Pleuronectiformes; Pleuronectidae
Gene: cdx1b
Product: caudal type homeobox 1 b
Exons: 3
Coding region: 10-867 (285 amino acids)
Biological process (GO): regulation of transcription by RNA polymerase II; anterior/posterior axis specification; cell differentiation
Cellular component (GO): nucleus
Molecular function (GO): DNA-binding transcription factor activity, RNA polymerase II-specific; RNA polymerase II transcription regulatory region sequence-specific DNA binding
Source: RefSeq, a predicted model, not a curated record
CCUGGAGCCAUGUUCGUCAGUUACCUGCAGCUGGAGAAGGAGCCCCCCAUGUACCCGCACCAGAACCCGGGCCCCCGGGCCCCGGGGCUCGGCCUCGGCCCGCAGAGCUUCCCGGGGUCCGGCCCGCCGCAGUACUCGGACUUCGGGUACCACCACCACCACCACCCGGGCCUGAGCACCGACCCGGGGCAGCAGGCCGGGCCGGGAGGGGGGGGCUGGAGCCCGGCCUACCCCCCCGCUCCCCCGGCCCCCCGGGACGACUGGGCCACGCACCACUACGGACACCCGGCCGCCGGGGGGGGUCCCGGCUCGUCCUCGGGGCCCGGGGCGGCGGGGGUCCCCCUGGUGUUCAGCCCCCCGGAGUUCCCCGGGCAGCCCGCGGCCCUGCUGCCCGGACCCGGACCCCUGUCCCCCGGGUCCCCGCUGAGGAGGAACCCGUUCGACUGGAUCCGCCGCUCGUCCGCUCCGCCCGCCAACACAAACGGAAAGACUCGGACCAAAGACAAGUACCGCGUGGUCUACACCGACCACCAGCGCCUGGAGCUGGAGAAGGAGUUCCACUACAGCAGAUACAUCACCAUCAGGAGGAAGGCGGAGCUCGCCACGGCGCUCAGCCUCUCCGAGAGACAGGUGAAGAUCUGGUUCCAGAAUCGUCGGGCGAAGGAACGUAAGAUCAACAAGAAGAAGCUGCAGCAGCCCGCCUCCUCCACGACCACGCCCACCCCUCCCAACGGGAGCAAUGGCAGCGGAGGAGGAGGGGGGGGCGGUCUCCAUAGAAACGGAGGCAGCAGCGUCCCCAUGGUGACGAGCAGCAGCGGCAUGGUGUCGCCCUCGUCGCUGCCUCUGAACAUCAAAGAGGAGUACUGA